AUGCAAUAUGAACAUGAGAAUGUUGAGUUUGCAGAGAAUCGGUCUCGUGGUCACGUUCACCCAGCAGUGUUAAGUUUGGGUUUGCACUUUCAUGAAUUUUCAAUAUCUGGUGGCAAUGCUCGUUGCAUCGCUAUGUUGGACGCAUUCAAAAAAGUUAUCCUGGAUUAUACCACACCUCUUGGUACUUCCCUUCAAAGACACUUGACCCAGCAUAUCAGCAAGCAGGUAGAUUUUCUAUCCAAUAUGCGAUCUCUCAGUGCUAGUAUGAAGAGCGCCAUUCGUAAACUCAAGUCUGUCAUUUCUGGACUUUCAAUUGACACCCCUGACGAGGAUGCCAAGGCGUCUAUUUAUGUGGCAAUUGAGACCUACAUUGAGGCUUCUAUCACAUUGGCAGAUACUGCAAUUGUAUCCAUUGCUAUAAAUGAAAAAAAAAUCAAGGAUGGCGAUGUAGUGUUGACCUAUGCUCGGUCAUCUGUUGUACUUAAACUAUUACACGAGGCUCAUGAUCAGGGUAUUAAGUUUAGCGUCGUUGUUGCUGAUGGGCGUCCAAAAUUGGAAGGCAAGGAAAUGCUGAAACAAUUAGUUCGUGCGGGUAUCAAAUGCACCUAUACUCUUACCAGCGCAUUGCCUUUUACCAUUAAGGAUGUUACAAAGGUAUUCUUAGGUGCUAGCUGUGUGCUGUCAAACGGAGAUGUGAUGGCACGUGUAGGGACAUCAGUCGUUGCCAUGACUGCAUACAAUGCCAAGAUUCCUAUUAUUGUCUUGUGUGAGAAAUACAAGUUUUCCGAGACUGUUCGCCUGGAUUCAUUUGUAUGGAAUGAGAUUGACCAAAAGGCUGCAAUGUCACAGUUGCAUCCAGCAACCGUCCGAUGGCGAGAUAUUGAACAACUUCGACUUUUGAACUUGUUUUAUGACAUGACACCAGCCAAAUUUAUUACACUUAUUAUAUGCGAGUCGGGACAGAUUCCUAGCAAUGCUGUAUUGAUUAUCAUGAGAGAUUAUAACGAUCUGGAGACCAAAGUGACUUUGCAAGCGUGA
This is a messenger RNA of Batrachochytrium dendrobatidis JAM81, 1038 nucleotides long. RefSeq names its product translation initiation factor eIF2B subunit delta. The coding region runs from base 1 to 1038 and encodes 345 amino acids. The transcript has 6 exons. The record is from RefSeq and is a predicted model, not a curated record. NCBI's taxonomy places the organism in Eukaryota, Fungi, Chytridiomycota, Chytridiomycetes, Rhizophydiales.